Messenger RNA from Nothobranchius furzeri (turquoise killifish), 1523 nucleotides. It is a transcript of the gene znhit6, whose product is annotated as zinc finger HIT-type containing 6. The record is from RefSeq and is a predicted model, not a curated record. NCBI's taxonomy places the organism in Eukaryota, Metazoa, Chordata, Actinopteri, Cyprinodontiformes, Nothobranchiidae. Gene Ontology annotation, biological process: snoRNA localization; maturation of LSU-rRNA from tricistronic rRNA transcript (SSU-rRNA, 5.8S rRNA, LSU-rRNA); box C/D snoRNP assembly. Gene Ontology annotation, cellular component: pre-snoRNP complex; nucleus.
CCACUUUCCCCGGAAGCACGUUUGUUUAUAUUCGAACGUGCUUGUUUUCAGCGUGCUGCAGCGGUUCUCCUCCCGUAGCUCUGUUGUUUCGUCAAACAAAUAAAAUGUUGGAUUUGGAGAGUCCAGGAGAGAGCUGUGAACCAGGAGAGAAGCUGAAAGCGAGUCAGAGAAAGAUUUCUCUCUCACAUUGUGGAGUUUGUAAUUCAGAGGAGGCGAAGUAUAGAUGUCCUGCCUGCCUCACACACACUUGCAGUUUGCUAUGCGUGAAGAAACACAAGGAUGACUCGGGAUGUAGUGGGGUUAGAAGUAAAACGAAGUUUGUGACUCUGUCACACUUUGAUGAAAUGGCUCUUCUCAGCGAUUACAGGUUUCUGGAAGACACGGGGAGAUUUUCUGACUCUGCCACCAGAGACAAUCUCAUUCGAACUCCUCGCACCACUGCCAAAGCAAGGAGGCUGGCUGCUCAUGCCAGAAAGAUGAAUAUCACGCUGAGAUUCCUCCCUGUUACCUUCACCAAGAGCAAAGAAAACUCCACCUUCUUCAUCCAAAAGGAAAAACGGUUCCUGUGGCAUCUGAAGCUCAUCUUUCCUCAAAGCAACACAGAGUUUAGUAAGAGGAGCGUCUCUGAUGAUAAAUCAUUGAUCCAGAUCUUGACUGCUUACAUUCACCCAACGGAGUCUGAUCCUGUAACUCGUCAAAAGUUAAAGAUGUAUGUGAAUUAUCCGUUUAAUCAUCUAAAGGUUUUCUUGAAAGCAGAGGGGAGAAAGGCUAACUCUGUCAGGUACCAUGAGUUGGACCUGGAGAAGAGCUUAAGGGAAAACCUGAGCGGCAAAACACUCAUCGAGUAUCCUGUUCUCCACGUUGUUCUCAGAGAUUAUUGGAAGGACUAUCCACUGAAAGGAGCAGCUGAACCUGCACCAGCAUGCAUGUCUUCUGCAACAAGGAAUGUUUGGAUGGACCAGGAGGGACAGAAGGAGGAGGUGGAGGAGAAGGAAGUGGUGGCGGCCAAAGAUUCACCGCACAUACAAGAGUCGUACAGACCAGGGGGAACAAAUAUUUGCACAAGAGCCCGGGAGAUGACUCCUGAAACCGAGGCCCCGCAGGAGAAAAGAGCAAAGAGAGGAGCAGAGGAUGGGGAGCAAGAAGAGGGAGAGAUCAUAGACAGCAGCGAUGAGGAGGACAGAAAUGAGUCACAAUGAUAUAUUAGGUCCUUCUGAAGAUGAUGUGGAGAAUGCCUCGGCCUCUAGAGAUGAAGCUGUCACCAUGAAGCAGCAAAAAAGAAAAGGAAAUGUGCAUCGUCACUGAUUUUGAAAUGAGUCAGCUGGGACGAUAAAGAGUUUGGUGAAUAAACUGAAAUAAAUGAGAACAGAGGAAUACAAAACUAUCAGACUGGGUUAGAGAAGAACAGCUUAAUGUUUUUACUUAUUUAGGAUGUUUUCUCAUCUAAAAUCAUUUUUCAUUUUUAUGAUACUUUAUCAUGUUUUCUUCUCAAAAUAAUAAAAAGACACUUUGUGCCACAUUGA